Messenger RNA from Gigantopelta aegis, 420 nucleotides. RefSeq names its product keratin-associated protein 19-3-like. The transcript has 3 exons. Bases 1 to 420 code for a protein of 139 amino acids. Lineage: Eukaryota; Metazoa; Mollusca; Gastropoda; Neomphalida; Peltospiridae. The record is from RefSeq and is a predicted model, not a curated record.
AUGAACACCGCCCUGUCCACCGUUUUGUUUGCACUUGUGUGCUGCACUGCUCUCGCCUGGUACCCCACCUACAACUACGGACAUGGUGCUGGUUACCAUGGAGUCGCUGGUCUCCACGGAAUCGGCGGUCUCCAUGGAGCCGCUGGUCUCCACGGACUCGCUGGCUAUGGUGGCCCCGUUUACGGACAUGCCGGAUAUGGUUAUGGAUACCCAGGGUAUGGUUACGGAUACGGACACGGACACGGGCUCGGAGCUGGACUUGGUUUCGCUGGACACGGACACGGACUCGGAUUCGGCGCACGUGGACUUGGACUAGGUGUCCGUGGACUUGGAUUCGGCGCACGUGGACUUGGAUUUGGAGGACGUGGAUUUGGAUUCGGAGGACGAGGACUGGGAUACGGACAGGCUCUGUACCACUGA